AUGGAAACUCCCCCAGGAUCCAAGGAACCGCCUAAAGCCAGCAACAACUUCACUGCAUUUGGCAUUGGGAUCAUCAUGAUGGGCUCAAAGACGAGAAACACUAAAGCUCGUAUCGGAACUAUGGCUCUUGGUAGCGUCGCGAUUGGCGUUGGAAGCGCUGGCUUGGAAAAGCUGGACAUUGACGUGACUAUGCUCGCGACUAGACUCUCAACAGUCUUGAACAUGGAGCAUUCAAGCGUUGAGACUACGAAUCCAUUUGAGGGUUGA
This is a messenger RNA of Fusarium proliferatum ET1, 267 nucleotides long. RefSeq lists its product as uncharacterized. The record is from RefSeq and is a predicted model, not a curated record. Lineage: Eukaryota; Fungi; Ascomycota; Sordariomycetes; Hypocreales; Nectriaceae. The transcript is spliced from 2 exons. Bases 1 to 267 code for a protein of 88 amino acids.